AUGUCGAUUGUUCCCAUCAUAACAUUCAAGGCAGGCAAAUGCAUAAUAGAGUCUAAUGGUAGAGUCAAGCCCGAUCCAACGCCUGGCUACAUCUACCUUUUCAACUCUCCCGAAGAUGAACUUGUCCACUUCUGCUGGCGGCCGCGAAACAAGCCGCUGGACGAGCCCGAACUCGAUCUCUUGAUGUUACCGGAGGACGGCUCAUUCCGACCCUUCCAGCCCGCCUAUGCAGACAACCCGACACCAGACAAGCAGCCACCAAAUGGCAGAAUCUACGUCCUCAAGUUCUCCUCCAGCUCACAACGACAUCUUUUCUGGCUACAGUCGGGCUCACAACAUCCCAGCAAAGAUCCAUCGUGGUUCUCUCCUCGAGACCUGAGGCUAGGAGAUAUCGUCGGAACACUACUCCUCGGCGAAGAAGUCCCCAAUGUCGAACAGCUAAUGGCAGAAGUCUCUACCCCGGGACCUCGAAGAGACGGAGACGACGACGAGACUAUGGAAGACGUCGAAGGCACAGAUCACGAUCCAGAUCACCACCGAGGAGGCAGCGGCGGUGCAGGGCCGGGAGCAACAGGCGGCGACGUAAGAGAAGAAGGCGAGCAGUCACGCGAGGGAGGCGCCGACGGAGGAAGAGCAGCAACAAUAGGAGGAAUGGACGUCAGUGCAAUCGUCUCAAACUUUGCCAAAUCACUAGGCGGCAAGGUCCCGUCGGGCGGAGGUCGACAGCAACCCCAAAACAAACUCUUCACCACCCUGCAAGACCUCCUCACACCAGCAUCCACCAUCCCGUAUCUUAACAGCAUCGACGAGACUGAAGCCGACCGCCUCUUACAGUACCUGCCACCGCAACUCCUGACCCUCGCCAAGAGCAGCGAAGGCGUGCCCGAAUCGUCCGAGCUCACCCUGCCGCAGAAGAAGUCUAUCCUCGACCGUGUCCUCCGAUCACCGCAAUUUACUCAGUCGAAUGCCAGUCUCACAGUUGCCCUGCGCGACGGCGGUUUGCCUAGUAUAGCAGAUGCAUUGGGCGUUCAGGUACAGAACAACGGAUAUAUGCGUGGUGGCGCCGUGCCUGUGGGUGGCGGCGAGGCCGUGGAGGUUUUUCUGGAAGGUGUCAAAGCUGCUGAGAAGGAGAAGUUGGAGCAGCAACAGCGGGACGGGGCAGAUGCUGGUGGUGCCGCUGGCGAUGAUAGCAUGGAUACCCAGUAG
Cyphellophora attinorum is the source of this 1206-nucleotide messenger RNA. RefSeq lists its product as uncharacterized. NCBI's taxonomy places the organism in Eukaryota, Fungi, Ascomycota, Eurotiomycetes, Chaetothyriales, Cyphellophoraceae. The coding region runs from base 1 to 1206 and encodes 401 amino acids. Gene Ontology annotation, molecular function: proteasome binding; endopeptidase activator activity; ubiquitin binding. Gene Ontology annotation, cellular component: proteasome regulatory particle, lid subcomplex; nucleus; cytoplasm. Gene Ontology annotation, biological process: ubiquitin-dependent protein catabolic process. The record is from RefSeq and is a predicted model, not a curated record. The transcript has 3 exons.